Molecule: messenger RNA, 2666 nt
Organism: Physcomitrium patens
Lineage: Eukaryota; Viridiplantae; Streptophyta; Bryopsida; Funariales; Funariaceae
Product: calcium/calmodulin-regulated receptor-like kinase 1
Biological process (GO): protein phosphorylation
Molecular function (GO): protein kinase activity; ATP binding
Source: RefSeq, a predicted model, not a curated record
UUUUGUUUUGUCUUGUUUUUUUUUUUUCAACGGCACGAGCAGCCCAUCACGCGCAUUUGAAUUCAGAGAGAUCUCGCGCGCGGGCGGCGAACUGCAGCUCCGCACUGGCAGACGGAAUUGUUUCGAUGGACUACAGAUUCGCUGCGAGCGUUUUAGACCAGUGGUUGCGCUGAACGGCGAGAUUUGCUCUUGUCGGUGCAGAGCUCAAGCAGGGGGAUUGCAGCGGGGAGUUGAGCCGCGAGCGCGAGGAAGGAUUGGGAGUGGCUCAGUUCGAGAGUGAUGUCAUUAUCGAGGUUGAGUGUUGAAACUAGCAUCUGCUACGAUGAUGAGUAGUUGAGGAGGAGGAGGAGGAGGAGGAGGCGGAAGAAGAGGAGGAGAAGUGUGAGUGUGUAGGGGCAUGACUCACCGUUUGGGCUUGUCCGUGCAUUGUCGGUUUCAUGAGUUAGGUCUUCGAGGGUCCAGAAUCGGAGAAUUUCGUUCUUUUUCUCGAACUCUGGGGGAUGUCACUGGGUUGUGUGUAGGGAAUAUUGAAAGUCGAGGUGAUGUGGACCGGAAGUUGUUGACGGAUAGUGACUACCGCGUAUAAAGUCCAAUAUUCGUUCUAAUUUGUGGAGUUCGUUUAGGUUGAUGGUUGGUUUGGCUAGUUCAAUUCGUUGGGGGUUUGUCGUGGAGGACACUCGGUGCAUGCGUGUGUUCGUGUGUGUGUGUGUGUUUGUGUUUGUGUGCCCCUCUGUCGAAGAGGUGUGUGGUGAUCGUUGGAGUUUGAAGAGUAUGGAAGUUCUCAGAGUGCGCUGUAGUGGAUGUAGUUUCAGAUUGUGAUGCUUCGGGCUGGACUUGGAUGCAUCAUGGUUUACUGAUGCUUGGGAGGAAGAGUGGUUAUCGGGUUAGUGAGGGAGAUACAGGGACCGCUGGAUAGCUGGUUAGGAAGGCAGUCCGGAAGAAGUUAAGGUUUGAAUUUGUAGAACCUCGGGCAUUUUGGCGGCUACAAAAUCGGAGGACCGCAUCUCGCUAGGGGUUUAAAUGAUCGGGAGCUAAGAAGUAAUUAUGAGGCGAAUGCGGCCUCAAUCAGCGUCUGAAUAGGGUUUGGCAGACUAAAUGAAUGGCUAAAGCUGCAGCAGCCCCUCCUCCUGUCCCUAGGACUACCUCACCCACUUCCAAUGGCUCUUUAUCAAUCGGAGUGAUCAUUGGGAUCUCUAUUGGAGUUUUCAUUGGAGUAAUUAUAGCCUCCUGCGUAGCGUUGUGUAUCGGAUGUCGGAAGAGGCGGUUAAAGAAAAGAGGGAGUUCACGCCGGGGCUUUGUUCUGCCGAUACGUGUCAAUGGCGUCAACUCUAGCACCAUUAUGUCUGACUCCGUUUCUUCUCCUCCAGCUUAUGUCGCCAGUAAGGGCAAUACUUGGUGGGGAGGUCAGGAAAAGCAGCUAAUUCCAUCCUCAUUGGGGGUGACUAAGUUCACUUACAAGGAGCUUCACAAGGCGACCUCUAAUUUCACUGCCCUGCUCGGACAAGGUGCGUUUGGUCCAGUUUAUAAAGCCGUGUUACAUUCAACUGGAACGACCCUCGCAGUCAAAGUUUUGGCCGAACAGUCCAAACAAGGGGAUCGAGAAUUUCAAAACGAGGUUAUACUCCUUGGGCGAUUGCAUCAUCGCAACUUAGUGAAUCUGGUGGGGUAUUGUGAAGAAAAAAAUCAGAGGAUUCUAGUAUAUGAAUAUAUGCACAAUGGCAGUCUAGAACGAAAGCUAGUUGAUCAGAAUAAUGAACCGUUGACUUGGGACCAACGGGUGCUUAUCGCUCAAGACAUUUCUAGAGGGCUCGAAUACCUUCAUGAAGGAGCUACUCCGCCUGUUGUUCAUCGGGACAUUAAAUCUGCGAAUAUUCUGUUGGACGCCACCAUGAUAGCCAGGGUAGCUGACUUUGGGCUAUCAAAGGCGGCAGACUCAACGAACAUAGUUUCAGGCGUGAAGGGGACAUUUGGAUAUGUUGACCCUGAGUACAUGUCUACAAAUAGCUUCACUGCAAAAAGUGAUGUUUAUAGUUUCGGUGUGCUUCUUUUUGAGCUUAUCACUGCCCGUAACCCACAACAAGGGUUAAUGGACUACGUUCACCUAGCAGCUAUGGGCAUGGAGUCCAAGGAAGACUGGGCAGAAAUAAUGGACCCACGAAUGAAUGGGAACUGUAAUCUCCAAGAGCUGGGGGACAUGGCAAAUAUAGCUUACAAAUGCGUGGGACCUGUUGGGGAACGGAGACCAAAAAUGCGUGCUGUAGCCCAGAAUUUGUGUAAUCUUGGUAAAAGGCGUUCGAAGGAGCACGCUGUCUUGUCUGUAAUUGAGGAAAAUGUACCACCCACAAGAUCUUUGCCCGCAGGGGAAAGGAGUAAGCCACUGAAAUCCAAAAAGGAUGCAGGUAUCCCUCCACUUUCUCCCCCAAGGGAUUAUAACAAAUAAGACGCUGGACCUCAGUUGUGGUCUAAUUAGCCAGUUUUUGAGUAUGUGCUGGCUUAACAUAAGCGGCUUUUUCCCACGUAGGAAUGUAUGUUAGAGUUGUGCACAAUGUGCACUAUGCAAGAAUGUUUUUGACAAUCAUCGAGGUUGUACAAAUUUGUAACUGUACAUGUCAACAUCCAUCACAUCUUACCUUUAAUUUAUUCAUUAGUAUAAUCUUUCCUUCUUA